CAUGAUGGAAAGAAAGUUUCUUUGGUUGUCCUCGCAGAAAAAUCUUCUUUUGAUUGGGAGUUCUCAAAUGCCACGAGUGAUGAUGGCUGCAUCCAGCCUGCGGUUCUGGAAUGGGAGGACGGCGAUCUCGUCAUGAUGACGUCGUGUGAGGACGGCAGCCGCAGGGUUUACUGGUCAAGCGCCAUGGGGAGAUGGUGGAUGGAGGAAUACGGCACUCUUUCACGCGUGUGGGGCAAUUCGCUGAAUCGUACAGGGCACGGCGUGCAGGGUGGCUUUGUCAGCGCGAGGAUCGAUGGACAGAGAGUCAUCCUCGUCAACCGGCCGGCAUAUUUCGGGGAGGCGGGAAAAGAAACGGGCCGACUUCACUUGUGGCUGACGGACAUGCAGCGCAUUUAUGAUGUUGGGCCGAUAUCCGCUGAAAAUGAGAACGUCGCCGCCAGCACUCUGCUGUACGCCGCUGACGAAGUGCCGUCAUUGGAGGAGGGAGAAUCGAAGGAAGUAGAGGGAAGACUGUACUGCUCUUACGAGGUUGCUGCUGCAGAGGACGGUAAGUACAACAUUGCUUUUCUGGACUUGACGGAGAAAUUGGAGGACGUGAAGAAGGUGUUGGCUGCUUGGAAGGAGAAGGACGCGUACAUUGUGAAGGAAUACGGCUGCACGGUCGAAAGCAAUGGUAAGAAGCGCCGGGAAUUUGGUGUUGUUGGUGACCUCACGAAAGGGCUGGUUGGCUUCUUAUCCAGCACGUCAACUGACAGCACGUGGAGGGACGAGUACCUCGGGGUGAACGCCACAACAACGAAAGUAACGAGAGGAAAAGUGACCAGCACGGAGAAGGGCGUGAAGUUCCAGGGAGCGUGGGCGGAGUGGCCUGUUGGCAGUCAAGGGCAGAAUGUGCCGUACCAUUUUGCGAACCACAAGUUCACUCUUGUGGCGACGGUGUCCAUCGACGGUGAGCCGAAGGGAGAUACCCCCAUUCCAUUGUUGGGUGUGAAGCUGAGUGAAACCGACAGCCCGCUGUUUUUUGGUCUUUCGUACACCCACGACAAAAAGUGGAUGGUGGCAUUCAACGGCAGUUUUAAGGCACCGUCGCAUGAUGACGAUGUCGAAUGGAAACCAAACACGAAAUAUCAUGUGGCACUGCAUAUGGAUUCUGAUGAUGGGUUGAUGGUGUACGUGGAUGGAGAGACGAUAUACGACAGCGAAGAUGAGGUCUAUGGACACGAGGACGAUGAGGAUUAUGAGAGCUUUCCUCAAAAGUUAAAAACGCUGUUGAGGCCCCACGGCAUCUCGCACUUCUACAUUGGCGGGGACGGCAAAAGCGAAUCGGGCAACAUUGAUGUGACGGUGAGCAACGUCCUGCUGUACAACCGCGCAUUGAAAGAUGAUGAACUUAAAGCGCUAACGAAGGCGGACGCUGUUGGCACUCCAGAGGCGAAUGUUCCGUCUUUGAAGGGUGCGCCUCAAAGCACUCAUGCGAGUGAAACUCUUAUUCAACCUGACAGUGAGACUUCUGUCAUAAAAGAAGUGAAGCAAGACGCCACGUCAUCACAGCAGAGACAAGACGCACCAGAUCGGCCACCAGAAGAGAAAAAUAAAAAGGCCGCUGCUUCGGUCACGUAUUCUGACAGCCAUGCCGUGGCCGACACAAAGAGGAGGGAGGAGCAGAUGGAGAAAGCGGCAACCGAUGUUGAUGACCUGCCGCCCCCCUUGUCUCCAGCACCGGAGGCAGCCAACGGCCACAAAUCACCCGAUGCCGAGGAUGCUCUCGGCGUGGAGCACCCUGAACAGGAGGAAGAGUCGUUGCUGCCCAUCGUGGCUGGAUCGACGGUGGAUGAGACGAGUGAAACGGAUGAGGCCAUUCUGCAGAGUCGAACCUCUGACGAUCCGGCGCAGCAAACCACUUUACCUCUUGUUUCAGAGGGCGUGGACGACGAGCCGUCUUCUCUCUCCACGUCCACCAGCAAUCAACGCAGCGACCGCGAAGAGACGGAGGCGCACUCCCAUGCUGCCGUGGGCACGAACAGCGGCCCCGACUCAUCCAACACCACUGAAGUGACGACUGCGGAUGUUACAACAGCCACCAUUGAGCCCAACAGCGAUCCAACAACUGUUCAACGCGAAGAUGACGUGCCGGAUUACGUUGGUGCUGCACCGAAUCAUCCGAGCACAGAGCCUGGGGAAAGAGAUAUCCAAUCGGAGUCCAACGCAGCGCCGCUCUUGGGCAAUGACCUUUUUGAUGUGGAGAAUAUCACCGACUUGUUUUGUGUGGGUGUGAAGGGUGACAGCACCGUGCAGGGUUGUGUGUCUCGGGUGCUAUUAUUGCUGCUGCUUCUGGGGCUGUGGGGCACUGUGGCUCUCUGCUGA
This is a messenger RNA of Trypanosoma cruzi, 2364 nucleotides long. RefSeq names its product trans-sialidase, putative. The annotation marks the transcript as partial. Lineage: Eukaryota; Euglenozoa; Kinetoplastea; Trypanosomatida; Trypanosomatidae. Gene Ontology annotation, molecular function: exo-alpha-sialidase activity. The transcript has a single exon. The record is from RefSeq and is a predicted model, not a curated record.